AUGAAUGACUUAGAUUUUAAUUUAUUGACGGGAAAAGAUAACAAUACUAGCAAUGAUCCAAUUUCAAACACACCUUCGGUGAAAGCAUUAGGCUUAGUACAUUACCAAGCAAAAUUAGAUACUUUUAUUAUAAGAGCAUUCAACCUUCUGUCAAAUAACGCCAUAAUUGAUACCAACAAGUUACAGAGUGUAACGAGCUCACCUAUAACAACAAAUACUACUCCAAACUCAGUAACCUAUAAUGACAACGAAAGUAAUAAUGAUAACAUUCCAAAACCAAAUGAAUCAUUAACGCCGAAUAACAAUCUAGACACGAAUCAGGUUGUUAAUAGCCCGCCUAUCUCAUCGAAGCAACAAUAUAUGAAUAUUUUCAACAAAAUUUCAAAAAUUUUCAGUGCCACGUUAUCAUCUGGUGUAAUAGAUGAAAAGUCCACUUCUCCUAAGUCUCCAAUAGAAUUGUACCAAAGAUUUCAACAAAUAUUGAAAGAAAUAGAGUUAAGUUAUGAGGCUAGCCCGUAUUCUAACUAUUUUAUAGCCGUGUCUGCAAGUAAUGACCCAACCAAGAUAAACUCAGGUCUAUGGCGUAUAAAGUCUGAUGCAGAACUGCAAGAUGAUCAACUUUGGAAAUUCGUUUCAAUGUGCAUAUUUGCAGUGUAUGAUCCACAGACAGGGCAACUUAAUAAUAGCGCUCUAAGAAACAAAAAGUUGAAUUCAUUAAAUAACUCACCAAAAGAAAGCAGUAUAAGUUCAAAUGCCACUAGUAGUAUAGAUACUAAUGCAAACAAUGUUUCAACAACGAACGGCAUAAAAAAGCCAAAAAAGAGAUACGUUAGAAGAAGAAAUAACACUGUCUCUGUUGCUCGUAAGAAAGAUGUUGGUGCAAAUGCUGGUAAUAACGAUAAUUUUGUAUCAACGACUAGCGACAAUAAUGCCAUGUCGAAUGCUGUUGGAAACAAUAUAAACAUGGAGUCCCAAUUUACUCAGUUACUACAAAAGCGAUUACAAAAUGUUUCACAAGAUAUUGCUUCCAGAUCACUGAGUGGAUAUUAUACACAACCAACGUCGCCAGGCUUCACUUCUAAUGGCGACCCUUUCAACUUCAAUGAUCUAAGUAAUGGAACUACAAGUCAACAAGGCAUGAAUAAUGGUGCAGCAAGUAACAACCGGAAGAGAAGAUCGUUAGGCUCCAUCGAUGUCAACACACUGGAUAACGAUGCCAUGGAUGAAAUACUACAAUUAUCUAAUCCUAUGGAUGGAGCUAAAGCUCUACAGAAUGCAGGAACAGAACAGAUUAUAGACCAAUUGAAACAAUCCUACAGCUCUCUACUUUCUGAAAAAGAUAAGAGAAUAAAUCAAUUAGAGAGGGAGCUGGAACUACAGCGUCGCGAGAUGCAAUGGUUAAGGAAAUUGCUGAUUGAAGAUAUGGGAUGUGUCAGAUCUCUUCUACAGGACAUACGUAAAUAG
Molecule: messenger RNA, 1464 nt
Organism: Kazachstania africana CBS 2517
Lineage: Eukaryota; Fungi; Ascomycota; Saccharomycetes; Saccharomycetales; Saccharomycetaceae
Gene: GCR2
Product: Gcr2p
Exons: 1
Coding region: 1-1464 (487 amino acids)
Source: RefSeq, a predicted model, not a curated record